AUGAUGGAUAAGAAGCCUAUAGAUCCUGCAAAGGAGCUGUCUCCGGAUGGUCGUUCAUCCAUCCAGGGGGGCAUUGCUCACCAUGCAGAGGACCCUCUCCCCGAAAGGGAACCUUAUGGACCCCCAGGUAUUAGGGGACUCAUAGCAAACCCAUUCGUCCUCAUGUGUGCUGCUUGCUCGACGCUGGGAGGUCUCACAUUUGGGUAUGAUCAGGGUGUAGUCUCGGUCAUCCUAGUCAUGGACCAAUUCUUGGAGCGUUUCCCCGAGGUGAACUCCGGCUUUUGGAAAGGUUUGAUGACAGCGAUGAUCGAGCUAGGGGCAUUCCUUGGUGCCAUGAAUCAGGGUUGGAUUGCGGACAAAAUCUCUCGCCGUUAUUCGAUCAUCGUCGCAGUUUGCAUUUUCACGGUUGGAUCAGUAUUGCAGACAGCAGCGGUCGACUAUGCCAUGUUGACUGUCGCACGACUGAUUGGUGGUGUGGGGAUUGGUAUGCUGUCAAUGGUGGCUCCCUUGUAUAUCUCCGAAAUUAGUCCUCCCGAGUGCCGUGGUACACUUCUGGUCAUGGAAGAGUUGUUCAUCGUCCUUGGAAUCGUCAUUGCAUACUGGAUCACCUAUGGCACUAGAUACAUGUCUGGAGAGUGGGCAUGGCGCCUUCCCUUCCUGCUGCAGUUGAUCCCGGGUUUCAUCUUAUCGGCGGGUGUUAUUGUACUGCCUUUCUCUCCAAGAUGGCUUGUUGCCAAAGGAAGGGUCCAGGAGGCUCUUCAGAGUCUAUCGAAACUGCGUCAGUUGCCUCCAUCCGAUAAGCGCGUCAGACAGGAGCUUCUGGACAUCAAAGCCGAGGUUCGCUUCCAUCAGGAACUCAACGCAGAAAAGCACCCCAAUCUGCAGGGUGGGGGAAUCAAGAAUGCAAUUUUGCUUGAUCUGGCAUGCUGGGCCGAUUGCUUCAAAAAGGGUUGCUGGCGGAGGACGCACAUUGGUGUCAUGAUGAUGUUCUUCCAACAGGUGAGCAGCAAGAUGCCUCAAAAAAUCAUCCCAGAAAGCAACUAA
Molecule: messenger RNA, 1044 nt
Organism: Aspergillus luchuensis
Lineage: Eukaryota; Fungi; Ascomycota; Eurotiomycetes; Eurotiales; Aspergillaceae
Exons: 2
Coding region: 1-1044 (347 amino acids)
Biological process (GO): carbohydrate transport; transmembrane transport
Cellular component (GO): membrane
Molecular function (GO): carbohydrate:proton symporter activity
Source: RefSeq, a predicted model, not a curated record